Molecule: messenger RNA, 685 nt
Organism: Erythranthe guttata (spotted monkey flower)
Lineage: Eukaryota; Viridiplantae; Streptophyta; Magnoliopsida; Lamiales; Phrymaceae
Source: RefSeq, a predicted model, not a curated record
AUGGCGGAGGAGACGACGCACAACACCAAAAACUCUACCACCGGCGCCGAAGAAGCAGCGGCGGCUGAAAAGGAAAUCAUCAGCAGCAGCAGCAACAACAAUAACACAAUCAAGGAAAGAAAAGUGUCGUGGGCAAGGCUUCGCCGCGUCGACUCCCUCAACAUGGAGGCCGGAAACCUUUCUUCCAAGCCCAGUACCCAUCAUCAUGCUUCCGAUCAUUGGGUGAGGACUCUGAGCCUGGCUUUUCAAAGUAUAGGAGUUAUAUAUGGAGAUAUCGGGACAUCGCCUCUGUACGUUUACGCGAGCACUUUCACUGACGGUAUUAAACACAAUGAAGAUAUCCUAGGUGUCCUCUCACUCAUCAUCUACACCAUCUUUUUGGUCCCCAUGGUCAAAUACGUCUUCCUCGUUCUUUUGGCUAACGACAAUGGCGAUGGAGGAACGUUUGCACUAUAUUCUCUGAUUUGUCGGUACGCGAAUGUGAGCCUGAUUCCAAAUGAUCAACCUGAGGACAGGCAUCUGUCGAACUAUAGACUUGACACGCCGUCGAACCAGUUGCAUCGUGCUCAGAAGAUCAAAGAGAAACUUGAGAAGAGCACAGCUUGUAAAGUUGUCCUCUUUCUUGCAACAAUCUUAGGUACUUCAAUGGUCAUUGGUGAUGGUGUUCUAACACCCUGCAUCUCAG